Molecule: messenger RNA, 2658 nt
Organism: Amyelois transitella
Lineage: Eukaryota; Metazoa; Arthropoda; Insecta; Lepidoptera; Pyralidae
Exons: 1
Coding region: 1-2658 (885 amino acids)
Biological process (GO): DNA integration
Molecular function (GO): nucleic acid binding
Source: RefSeq, a predicted model, not a curated record
AUGAGAUGGCGCCAGUACAAGAUCGCAUUUACUGCAGAUAUCGAGAAGAUGUUCAGGCAGAUAUGGGUCCAACCAGAAUAUCAAUGUUAUCAAAAAAUCAUGUGGCGCGAUGAAGCGUCAGACAUAUUACAAGAGUAUCAACUUACUACGGUAACGUACGGCACCAAGGCCGCGCCGUUCCUUGCAAUGAUGACUUUGCGUCAGCUGGCUGAGGACGAAAAACAAGCUUUUCCUGAAGCUGCCAACAUCGUUAAAACUUGUUUCUACAUGGAUGACCUUCUCCACGGUGCUCAUUCAAUACAGUCAGCAAAACAAAUCAAACAAGAUCUUAUCAAGUUAUUGAAGAAAGGUGGAUUAAAUCUGAGAAAAUGGAACUCAAAUUAUCAAGAAUUACUACAGGAAAACACAGAAUUUAAUAACCAAGAAAACUAUAUUUUCCACCAACUUGAGUCAAGUAAAACCCUAGGAGUGCAUUGGAAACCAAAACAAGAUGUAUUUAUUUUUGAAUCGAAAAUUGAGCCAAAUUUUGAAGACAAGAUAAGAAAUACAAAACGAAAACUUUUGUAUGACAUAUCACGCUUAUUCGACCCAUUAGGCUGGAUCACGCCGUUGUCCACCAAACUCAAAAUUCUAUUUCAACGUCUCUGGAACUUAGACAUUAAAUGGGAUGACGAGAUUCCAAGAUCCAUUAACUCUGAAUGGUUGAAAAUCCAAGAAGAUAUGCCAAACAUAAAUAAAAUAAAAAUACCUAGAUGGUUAGGUACAAAGGCCGUCUCGGAUAUUGAAUUACACGGCUUCUGUGACGCAUCGCAAAAGGCAUACGCGUGCGUCAUAUAUUGUAAAAUAUUUAAAAAGGGAGAGCCUAAAAUUUCAUUGGUUGCUGGAAAGUCGAAAUUAGUACCUCGCAAUAAACAAACUACCUUACCAAGAUUGGAGCUGUGCGGUGCACAUCUUUUGUCCAAAUUGAUGCUCAAGGCAAAAGAAUGUCUAUCUGACCACGACAUGAAGAUUUACGGCUGGGUCGAUUCCACAGCUGUGUUGGGGUGGCUACAAGGCAACCCGGAUAGAUGGACAACAUUUGUAGCUAACAGAGUGCGUCAAAUAACAAACGUCAUUCCGCCAUCAAGUUGGCAUUAUAUCAAGUCUACCAACAACCCAGCUGACUGUGCUAGCCGUGGGUUAACGGUAACACAGUUAAUCAACCACCCCCUAUGGUGGCAAGCACCGUCAUGGUUAUUAACAUACGAAAACAAAACCAAUAAAUCGCCUAUGCUUUAUAUGACCAAUGAAGAAGAAAAACAGGUUAAUAAAGUUUGUCACGUCGCGAAGCAAGAAAAAAGUAUUGAAGAAGAGCUGCUCUGCCAGUUUAGGUCAUUCUCAAAAGUUAUCCGCGUCCUAGCAUGGGUACGCCGAUUUUUAAGAAGAAGUCAUCAAGAAAGUUAUCUUACGCUCACGGAGUUGAGGGAAGCUAAGAUCAAGAUUAUCAAGAGAAUACAAGAGAUUGAAUUUAGUGAAGAAAUUACAAGUUUAAAAGACAGUCAGAGAUUAACAUCAAGAAGUAAACUAUUGAAUCUGACACCCUUUCUAGAUGAACAAGGAGUACUAAGAGUGGGUGGAAGAUUAAAAAAUGCCAGAAUUAGUGCGGAUAUGAAAAAUCCAAUUAUUAUUCCGUACGCAAGUCGAUUGACUCAAUUAAUUAUUGAUGACGCUUAUAAAGUCACGUUACAUGGCGGGGCACGUGUAACAUUAGCGCUAAUUAGACAAAAAUAUUGGCUAAUAAGUGGCAACAGGGCUACGAAAAAACACAUUCGCCAGUGUGUUACUUGCAAAAAACAUAAUCCCCGUCUUCAAGAACAAAUAAUGGGAGAUUUACCGAGUCCAAGGGUCAAUCCUUCUCGCCCAUUUCAACAUACGGGUGUCGAUUACACUGGACAUAUUCUCGUCAAAGCCAAUAAGGGUCGCGGAAUAAAAACCAGCAAGGGAUACGUUGCGGUGUUCGUCUGUAUGGCGACGAAAGCCGUCCACCUGGAAUUAGUCUCGGACCUGUCGACGUCAGCAUUCAUUGCAGUUCUACGCAGGAUGGCCGCGCGAUGGGGUACACCAAGUCACUUGUACAGUGAUAACGGGACGAAUUUCGUGGGAGCAAACCGGAUAUUACAAGAAGAGUAUCAAGAAAUUCUGCAAGUCUUCAAUGAUGAUUUUGUGGGUUCUCUCACGGGCAUGAAGAUAACAUGGCAUUUCAAUUCCCCAGCAUGGCCAUCAGCCGGUGGUUUAUUUGAGGCAGCCGUCAAGAGCUUCAAAUUUCACUUCAAAAGAGUCGUUGGUGAGCAAAGACUCACAUUUGAGGAGUAUUCUACUCUGCUCACACAGAUAGAGGCAUGCAUGAACUCAAGACCUCUAUGUGCCCUCUCAGAAGAUCCUGAAGAUUUCGACUAUCUCACCCCAGCUCACUUUUUGAGUGGAGGUCCAACACUCACAUUAAUUGAGACGGAAAGAGACAUGCGAACACGCUGGCACUUGACUCAAAAGAUAUAUCAAGACAUCUGGAAGCGCUGGCGAGCUGAAUACCUCACUCAGUUGACAUCAAGGUCUAAGUGGAGAUACCCAAGAAAAAAUAUCCAAAUCAAUGAUGUAGUUCUUAUACAUGAAGUGAAGUGA